Messenger RNA from Folsomia candida, 1592 nucleotides. Its product is annotated as cytochrome P450 4C1-like. The transcript is spliced from 12 exons. The record is from RefSeq and is a predicted model, not a curated record. The coding region runs from base 122 to 1567 and encodes 481 amino acids. Gene Ontology annotation, molecular function: oxidoreductase activity, acting on paired donors, with incorporation or reduction of molecular oxygen; heme binding; monooxygenase activity. NCBI's taxonomy places the organism in Eukaryota, Metazoa, Arthropoda, Collembola, Entomobryomorpha, Isotomidae.
UUAAAUUUCCAUACAAUCUUUUCAUAUUUUUUUUACAGCAUUGUCCACAACACUUCAAUUUAUCGCAUAUUUUAUCCCGUACUGUCUUAUCGGCCUAUGCAUUUGGUCCUAUUGGAAAAUCAUGUUCGGAAGUCGGAUGUCUCGAUUACUUGGCAAAUUUCCCGGACCCCCGCUCGUCCCUUGCGCCGGAAAUGCCUACUUAUUCCUUGGACCUCCUAAAAACGUACUUCCAACAAUUGCUGGCCUAAUAAAAAAGUAUGGGCGACGUUUCCGCCUGUGGAAAUUUCACAAUCCGUACGUCAUCCUCGUAGAUGGGAAGGAUAUCGAGCACGUGCUCUCGUCCAACCAGCACAUCAACAAAGGUCGGGAUUAUCACCAACUUCACUGGAUGAAUGGAAACGGGUUAAUUACGUCAGGGGGCGACGUAUGGCGUGAAGACAGAAAAUUGCUAAAUCCAUCCUUCAAAUACCAACGGUUUGACGGAUUCCUGGAUUCUUUUAAUAAAAAUGGCAAAAUUUUAGUCUCCGUGUUGAAAAAGUAUUUCAAAAAUGGGGAUCAAAAGGUCGAUCUGCAUCCGGCCCUUUGUCGUUGUACGAUGGACACCAUUUUCGAGAGCGUUCUUGGUGCCACGUUUAAUAUUCAAUCAGAAUCUUCCGAAGGGUAUGUUGGCGAGGGGCAUGUGAUGUAUGAAGGAUUAAAAUCGGUGAUGAUGUCAUACAGAACGAGGGGCUUAAAACCUUGGCUUUGCCUCCCAAUUGUUCGCAAUAUUCUCGGAAUUGCAAAAAUAGAGAGAGAAACGAAAAAGAAUUUUACAAAAUUUAUGAUUAAGGUUAUUGAUGGGCGUAAAAAGAGCCUGAAAAACAAUCCAGGUGACGACGCGUCCCGAGCAUUUAUCGACGUUUUAUUGGAAUCUCGCUCAAAUCAAAAUCUUGUGGAUCAUGCUUUCACAAUUUUUGCGGCGGCCUUCGAAACAAACGCGACCGCGAUGAACUUUCUGCUUUUUCUCCUCGCACUGAAUCCGGCGUGUCAGAAAAAAGUACAUCAAGAAUUGGACGAAGUUUUUAACGGGGACCGACGAGACGCCACUGCGAAGGACAUCAAAGAACUAAAAUACAUGGAAAUGUGCAUUCUCGAAACGAUGCGGCACUUCCCACCGGCACCAAUGUUUUCCAGAAAUUUGGAGACCGAUAUUGUUCUCGAUGACGGAACCCUCGUCCCGAAAGGAGCGGACGUUGGCAUUUUCGUGUACGAAGUGCACAACGAUCCCGCCGUAUUUCCGCACCCCGAAAAAUUCGACCCGGACCGAUUUUUACCCGCGGAAGUAAAAAAGAGACACAACUACUCGUACAUCCCAUUUUCAAAAGGCCCCCGUAGUUGUAUCGGCCAAAAGUACGCCAUGCUUCAAAUGAAAUCUGUCCUGUCCCACGUCCUGCGCGAAUUCAGCGUCACCACGAAGAUGACGCGAAAAGACGUCAAUAUCAUAAUCGGCUCCAUUAUUGAGAUCGAUUGCAGCAUUUUUUUAACACUUUCUCCACGAUGUGGUCCAAAAACCAUGUACAAAUUUUGACGAAUAAAUAAUACUUUCAAAUUUA